Porites lobata is the source of this 658-nucleotide messenger RNA. Lineage: Eukaryota; Metazoa; Cnidaria; Anthozoa; Scleractinia; Poritidae. The record is from the annotation of a GenBank genome assembly.
AUGGCUAACAGGUCACCUCCAUCGGAAACAGUCUCUCGUCUCCGAGGUCAGUCACAGUCGGGGUGCCCCAAGGAAGUGUACUGGAACCACUUUUGUUCAUUACAUACGUUAAUGAUCUACCUCAGUGUCUCAAGUAUUGCAAGACCAUUCUCAACGAUGAUGAUACGUUUAUUUAUUAUUCUGCCAAAUCAACCAGGACGUAGAGAACUGUCUAAACAAGGACUUUGAGUCUACUUCGCUUUGGCUACAGUCAAAUGUCCUUACUCUUAACUGUUCUAAAUCAAGAUUUCUUCCAUUUGUGAGUACGCACCGUAUAAAGUCGUGAGGCGUGGUUGCUAUUCGUAUCAACGAUAUCCGCUGAAGAAGCUACAAUACAUCUUUCAAUUACUUGGUUUCAACCCUAAUGAAGAUCUGCCCUGGGGUGAUCAUCUUAAAAAUAUCAUGAGGAAGACAAACCAGCCACUAAAACUUGUCAGAAGAGUUAUGGGAACUUAAGAAUCAUCAUUCUCUAAUGCCUCCUGCUUUUGAAUACGGUAACAUCAAUUGGGGUGACAAAAACAAUGCUACCUUAAUGAACGAUCUUCAAAUCAAACAAAAAAAGGCAGCUACAAUCUUCUUCAACAAGGCGAAAUACAUCUUGCGCUACAGAUGCUCUUGA